Molecule: messenger RNA, 3548 nt
Organism: Triplophysa rosa
Lineage: Eukaryota; Metazoa; Chordata; Actinopteri; Cypriniformes; Nemacheilidae
Gene: strn3
Product: striatin, calmodulin binding protein 3
Exons: 16
Coding region: 339-2468 (709 amino acids)
Cellular component (GO): dendrite
Molecular function (GO): armadillo repeat domain binding; protein-containing complex binding; protein phosphatase 2A binding
Source: RefSeq, a predicted model, not a curated record
UCCGAUUUAUUCGCCACACACGCACGCAUUCCCCGUGUCUUCCCGUCGGUCCUGUGUUCGGAUGAGGCAGGGUUGGGUGAACGCGUCCCAUCAUGCAGUGCGCGCCAGUCCUCCCUCACUCACCCCCGCAGUUAGGAGACUCACAUCUAGGGAUCGAACUAAUGGCGGCCGGCAAAUCCGUGCGCUGACACAAACCCAAAACACCGUACCACCCCGCUCAGGUGCCAGCCUACUUCGUGGGGGGCAGGGCGACAUCGUAUCGCUACGCGAACGGUGAAUAAGGGAGGGUUGAGGGGAAACAAUCGGUGACUUCUAGCAGGACUUUCCUAUUUUUAAAUAUGGAUGAACAGCCCGGCGGAGGAGGAGGAAUGGCCGCCCAGAGACAGCAGCAGCCCGCACCGCAACAGGGCAACAACAGCAUUAAUCCCCAGAUGGGCAGCUCUGGAGGGGCCCCGAUGGUCCAACAACAGCAAGACGAGAUGCCAAGGCCCCAGCAGUACACUAUCCCGGGGAUUUUACACUACAUCCAGCACGAAUGGGCCCGUUUCGAGAUGGAGAGAGCGCAUUGGGAAGUGGAAAGGGCCGAACUUCAGGCCCGAAUAGCGUUCCUUCAAGGAGAAAGAAAGGGUCAAGAAAACUUAAAGAAUGACCUUGUUAGAAGAAUAAAAAUGUUAGAAUACGCAUUAAAGCAAGAAAGAGCAAAAUACCAUAAAUUAAAAUAUGGGACAGAACUAAAUCAAGGUGAAGUGAAAAUGCCCAGCUUUGAAUCAGAAGAUACCAAAGAUACAGAGGUGUCGGCCAUACCUCAAAACAGUCAGUUAACAUGGAAACAGGGCAGGCAACUCCUCAGACAAUAUCUUCAGGAAGUAGGCUAUACAGACACAAUAUUGGACGUUCGGUCGCAGAGAGUGCGGUCAUUACUGGGGCUGUCUGGCUCUGAGCAGAACGGUUCAGUGGAAACCAAGAACCUAGAGCAGAUUCUUAAUGGAGGAGAGUCUCCAGCCAAAAGAAAGGGACAAGAUAUGAAAAGGAAUCCAGAGGUUCUGGAGACAUUUAAUUUUUUAGAAAAUGCAGAUGAUAGCGAUGAAGAGGAAGAUGAGGAGGGAGAUAUAAUGGAGGACGUGCCGGACAGAAGUGACACACGCAGAAUAAAAAAGCAUAAAAUUAAGGUUGGAAAUGAAGGUUUGGCAUCAGAUUUGCCAGAUGACGCGGACACAGAAGAGGCACUGAAGGAGUUUGACUUCCUGGUGAAUGCCGAGGAUGGAGAAGGUGCCGGGGAGGCCCGGAGUUCAGGAGAUGGCACAGAGUGGGCUGAGCCUUUGCCAUUCACGCCUGGUGGGGGCAAGUCCUUUAUCAUGGGCUCUGAUGACAUGUUGGAAAGUGUUCUAGGCCUGGGAGAUCUCGCCGAUCUGACCGUGUCCAAUGACGAGACUGAAUACAGCUAUGAUCUGCCAGCCAAUAAGGACGCAUUCAGAAAGACAUGGAAUCCCAAAUAUACCCUGCGAAGCCACUUCGAUGGAGUCCGGUCCCUGGCCUUCCAUCCUGUGGAACCGGUAUUGGUCACCGUCUCGGAAGACCACACCCUCAAACUCUGGAACCUCCAGAAGACAGUUCCUGCCAAAAGAAGUGCCUCUUUUGAUGUGGAGCCUAUAUACACCUUUAGAGGGCAUGUUGGGCCUGUUCUCUCAUUGGCUCUGACCUCAAAUGGUGAGCAGUGUUUCAGUGGUGGAAUCGAUUCAACAAUACAGUGGUGGAACAUCCCCAGCUCAAAUGUAGACCCUUACGAUACAUAUGAUCCCAGCGUGUUGGCUGGUACGUUGUUGGGUCACAGUGAUGCAGUGUGGGGGCUGGCUUACAGUGGAAUCAAAAACCGGCUGCUCUCCUGUUCAGCUGAUGGGACGAUCAAGUUGUGGAACCCUGAGGAGAAGUCACCGUGUCUGAAGACGUUUAACUCGGAUAGAGAUCAUGGUAUGCCCACAUCCAUUGACUUCAACGGGUGUGAUCCAGCUCAUAUGGUGGCGUCCUUCAACACGGGAGACGCUGUCAUUUAUGAUCUGGAGACGUCUCAGCCCAUUGUGGUGUUCUCCGCACAGGGAGAGAGCGCUAUUCCUUGUGGGAAUCAUAUUAAUCAAGUAGUCUCCCACCCCACCCUGCCAAUCACAGUCACAGCUCACGAGGACAGACACAUCAAGUUCUUUGAUAAUAAAUCAGGUAAAGCCAUUCAUGCAAUGGUGGCUCACUUGGAUGCUGUGACUAGUCUGGCUAUAGAUCCAAAUGGUAUCUACUUGAUGUCAGGAAGUCACGACAGUUCCAUCCGCCUUUGGAACCUGGACAGUAAGACUUGUGUACAGGAAGUUACGGCUCACAGGAAAAAGUCGGACGAGGCCAUAUACGACGUUGCUUUCCAUCCAUCCAAGGCAUAUAUAGGAAGUGCUGGAGCCGACGCCCUGGCCAAAGUGUUUGUAUAAAAAGCCCUCGUCCGCACCUGAAUUAGUUAAUACUUUUAAGACCGAGAGCAAGAAACGGACGGUUUCACUGCCUUGUAACAAGAGUAGCAUUUCACACACUACAACGACGUGGCUUCCUCCACCACCACCACCACCUCUGCUGUCAAACUCACGCUACACACACAACGAUACCAGGUGCCAUGAGGGGAAGUGCUGUUUUUGCGAAGCCAGUGUGGAGCGCUCGAUCGGUUUCAAAAAUGUUUCCACAGAAAAGAAAAAAUAACUGUAAUAUACUUUAAGUCAGAGCUGGAGUGAGACCAGUGUUUGUAGCUUUUCGGCUGGUUUUUUGUCCUGUAGGUAUGUUUCAGUGACCAUGAAGUGGUUCUCAUGUUCAUCAGUAGGUUGUCACCGACCAUUACCUGGGCUGUGCGGGCUGGCGGAACGGAGCCCCGCCCACCCCGGCGAGCCAUAAACCACACCCUAAUCUCAGUCGCCUUCCUCACCCUAAUGUAGCGUGAAAACCAAUACAGUUAAACACUUCAACUCAGUCAGCCUCAUACCUUUAGAGUUUGUUCCAUGUUUGUGUAAAAAAGUAUAGUUUUUAUAAUCAAUUUUAUAUAAAUAAAGACUGUCGUAAAACCGCUGAAAAUCACUUUUUUUUAAAGGAAAGGGGCUAUAAUCCCUCUCAAGCCCUCCAUUUUACGCGGUUCUCUUUCAUGAAUGGUCUUGUGUCUCUGGAUACUUGGGAUGAGUGCCACCCUAUUGCAUACUGCUACGUGACAUUGCUUUAAUCUUGUUUUAUCACAUAAAAGAGAGACUGUACACUAGUAGAAAUACGUAUGUGGUGCUCAGAGCUUUUAGGAAUCUACAGAUAAACUGCAGCGUCCUGUCACAUGAUGUUUUGUACACCUUACUGUUUUUGAGUUGAAUUAUCACAGGAUCUGAACACUAUUGGCUUAUUUAUUUUCAGUUUGUGGAUAGUCUUGUUUUUUGUUCAGAGCAAAGCUCGAUGGUAACUAGUAGAUUGGGCCGUUGCAAACCAAUUGGGGCUCAUAAUCCAAUAACAAGCAAACCUAUAGAUGAAUAUUAAUGUUUUUUUUU